Molecule: messenger RNA, 1375 nt
Organism: Gilbertella persicaria
Lineage: Eukaryota; Fungi; Mucoromycota; Mucoromycetes; Mucorales; Choanephoraceae
Exons: 4
Coding region: 32-1375 (447 amino acids)
Source: RefSeq, a predicted model, not a curated record
AUAGUUGAACAACUUAUUCGAGAAAUUUGAAAUGAAUGAUAUCAUUUUGGAUUUUGGGAAUGAAAUUGACUUCGACUUUAGUGAUGAUCGUUCAGUAAUGUUUAACAGUUCUGCAUUAGACGAUGAUUUUGUCAUUCAAUUGAUGGAACCAGAAAACGAAGAAUCAGCUACUACAGAGUCAAACAUCGGCUACCAAGAAAACGAAGAUGAAAAAGAAUGGAAUGAAAUUGAUGGUGCUAUCGAAGUAAAAGAUGAUCAAUUAAAUCUUGCUGCAGUGUUCAAAUGGAAUAACAAUGUUGAUUCCCGUCUUUACAUUUUAAGUGGCAAGAAAAUGCUUGAAGCUAGUACCGAUGCUGCUGUGGAAGUUUGGAAGACGCCUUUUAAGCAUUGUAGACCAAGAGCAAUCAAAAGAUGGGCACAUAUCUUUUUGGAGUUCGGAGAGCUUCCUAAGUAUUUGCAGAGGGUUCAUGCAAAGAAGCUCUCCAGCAUGUCUGAUAAAGAUGUCAAGAACAAAGCCAUUGACUAUUUUCGAUCAAAACGCCCCAACCAAAGAACCAUUGUUGGUUUAGCAAAUCACAUUAGAAAGAUGAUUGUACCUGAAAUUAUGGCAAUAGGACCAAUCAGUCAACCACUAUCUUCGUUGAGCAACACCACUAUCGCAGAGUAUGUUAGAUAUUGGAUAUUUGAGCAAAAAUCAAACAGUAAAGAUGCGAUUUUCUUCGAUGAUCAUGAACGUGAAGAUGCUAAAGAGUAUAGGAUUCAAUGGACAAAGAAAAUGAUAGAAUGGAAGACCAAGACGGAAGAGUAUCCACGCAACAGUGAAGGAGAGACUGUUCAACCAGUUCUUCAAGAAGACGAGAAGAAGAUAACAUACGAGGAUUUGAAACAAUACUUGAAUAACUAUGUUAUUCCUCUGUUCAAGCAUUUGCAUCCAGACAGUACUACACUGUUUAAUUUUGAUCAAAACCAAAAUUAUCGCGCUUUUGCAAAAGAUGCCCUGCUUGCAAGUCGAAUGCCCUCAGGCGAAACGGUAUUCAAUCCUGAGAGUCAAUUUGCUUUUCGUGAUGGGAGCUUCAAAGAUCCUAUUGAUGGCAAAACCAAAACUCAAAGCAUCUAUAUCAUGCAUAGAAUUGAUUUUAGAAAAUUCAAAUCUGAGUUCAAUAGACUGAAAGCACAAAUCGUUCCAAAGAAGCGCUUUCCUUCGGAUGCAGCAUUGAGAUUACAUUUGGUUAAAAAAAUGAAAUUUCCGGACCCUGACAAACACUUCAAGUGCACUUUUCAGAUAUUGCUCAAAAGAGAAGUCAUUGGAAAAAACUGCAAGCCUCGCAAGCGUUGCAAUGAAGAGCACGUUAGUAAUAGUUGUUGCUUGGAGUAA